AGUAGUUUUCACUGUAGCUGUUGCACAGGAACUGUUCUAGGUUUUAGCUCUGCACAAUAUAUUUAAUCACUACUGUAACUUUGACAUGAAGAAUAUUUUAAGAAUGGUUCUUCAGAAUAUUAUAAAAACAUCAAAAGAGAAAUCCUGGCUACCGGAAAAGACUGGAUGUAACUCUAAAAACUGGACAAGGAACAGAGUUAUAAAAAAGAAGAUGAUAUUAACUGUGUUUCUGAGUAACAACGAGCAGAUUUUGACGGAAGUUCCAAUUACACCAGAAACAACCUGUCGCGAUGUAGUGGAGUUCUGCAAGGAGCCUGGAGAAGGAAGUUGCCACCUGGCUGAAGUAUGGCGUGGAAAUGAACGUCCCAUUCCCUUUGAUCACAUGAUGUAUGACCACCUACAGAAAUGGGGUCCCCGGAGGGAAGAGGUGAAAUUUUUUCUUCGGCACGAGGAGUCACCAGCUGAAAGUAAUGAACAGGGUGGACGACAAACCCAGAACCAAAGAAAUGGAAUAAGUAUACCUGUGGAGAAGCGUACAGAGAAUGGGGUUGGGAAUCCACGCGUUGAGCUCACUCUUUCUGAACUUCAAGAUAUGGCUGCUCGACAACAACAGCAGAUUGAAAACCAGCAGCAAAUGUUGGUUGCUAAGGAACAACGUUUACGUUAUCUGAAGCAGCAAGAGCGUCGUCAGCAGCAGUCUGUGUCAGAGAGUGAAAAGCUUCAAAAACUGAAAGAACGCGUUGAAACCCAGGAGACAAAGUUGAAAAAAAUCCGUGCCAUGAGAGGACAAGUGGACUAUAGCAAGAUCAUGAAUGGCAAUCUGUCAACUGAAAUUGAGCAUAUAAGUGCCAUGUUCCAGGAAAAGCAGCAGGAGCUACAGGCUGCAGUAUUGAAAGUGGAUCAACUUACCCAGCAACUGGAAGACUUAAGGAAAGGGAAACUGAAUGGGUUUCAGUCUUACAAUGGACAAGUAACAGGACCUGCAGCAGUGGAAUUAAAAAAAUUAUAUCAAGAGCUACAGAUUAGGAACAGGCUUAAUCAGGAGCAGAACUCCAAGCUCCAGCAGCAGAAAGAACUCUUAAACAAACGUAACAUGGAAGUGGCAAUGAUGGACAAGCGAAUCAACGAGCUGCGUGAACGACUAUACAAGAAAAAAGUUGAGGCACGUCAAAAAGAAAACAUUCCUUUGAAUCGUAUUAAUGGAACUUCAUCACCCCAGUCAUCUCUGAGUGCUUCAGGAAGGGUGGCAGCAGUGGGACCCUACAUCCAAGUUCCAAGUGCUGGCACUUAUGCUGUGCCAGUAGAUCCAGUCAAACCACAGACUCUCACCAUUGCUUCUAGUGCAACACAUGGAAGAUCAAAAUCUGUAGAAACAGACUGGGGGUGUGUGAAAAAAUCUCCAGACACCUGGAAGGUUUCUGAUUUAGACAUAAUAGCGGAUCCUAUUCUGUCAUCUCCCACUUCUCUUCAGUCUGCCGUUCACAAUGUCAUCCGUCUGGCACCUACUGUCUUUGACACCCAGCACUCUAACGAUGGAAACUGGCCCCUACUUAAGCAGAGCUCAGCCCCUGUGGUAAAACCCCCUCAGAUCUCCAACACAGACUGGAAAGAAUCGAGCAUGGAUACUGCUUUAAAACAAGGAACAAUAUCCAGUCAACCUUUGCCAGCUUCAGCAUUAGGAAGUACUGAUAAGCUGGGUCUUGACUUGGGGAAAGUACCACCACCAACAAUUCCCGGUGUAAGCAAGCAGUUGCCUCAAAACUAUGGGACCUAUCCAAGCCCAGUUCCCUUAGGAACAGGUUCUACAAAUUCUCUAGAAAGAAGGAAGGACGGCAGUCUGCCCAGACCUGGAACUAGUAUAGCAAAUCGACAAAGACCUGUUCCGCUUCUGCCGCCAAGCAGCGUUCAUCAACCCAGUUCCUCACAACAAAUCCAGCAGAGAAUUUCUGUACCUCCUAGCCCUACGUACCAACCCUCUGGACCCCCCUUGUUUCCAGGAGGAGAUGGCAGGCCAGAACUCCCUUUAACUGUGGCUAUCAGACCUUUUCUAGCUGAUAAAGGAUCAAGACCUCAGUCUCCCAGAAAAGGGCCACAGACGGUGAACUCCAGUUCCAUCUACUCAAUGUAUCUUCAGCAAGCAACGCCACCAAAGAAUUAUCAACAAGCUGUAUAUAACACCUUAAAUAAGUCAGUAAAAGCAGUUUAUGGAAAACCUGUCUUACAAUCUGGUUCAACUUCUCCCUCACCACUGCCGUUCCUUCACGGCUCUUUGCCCGCCCAGACCUCUUCACAGCCACAAUCUCAGCCUCAGACUGACGUCUCUGAAAAAGACCAAGAGCUGGAAAAUGCUCCACCACCCAGUGAAAAUAGCAAUGUGGAAAACAUUCCUCGCCCUCUCAGUCCUACUAAGCUCACUCCCAUUGUGCAUUCACCCCUGCGAUAUCAAAGCGAUGCUGACCUUGAAGCUCUGCGAAGAAAAUUGGCCAACGCUCCUAGGCCGUUAAAGAAGCGUAGUUCUAUCACUGAACCAGAAGGCCCAAGUGGACCAAAUAUACAAAAAUUAUUGUAUCAACGCUUUAAUACUCUUGCUGGAGGAAUAGAAAGCGCCCCUUUUUACCAGCCAGGCAAUCCCCAGGACUUCAUAGGUAUCUUAGCAGAUGUUGAUAAUGGUAACGCUAGUACCAAUGGCAAUAUCGAGGAACCUAUUUCUGUGCAACCUACAGUUCCCCUUCCUGAUGAGCCACCCCCUUCAUCAGAUGCCAAUGAUAAUGAAUUACCUUCCCCUGCAACUGAGGAACUGAUAAGCACUGAAACUACAAAUCAAACAUCCGAGACAACUGAAGAUAACAACAACAACGUUGCUAUAGUUCCUUCUACCGAAGAGUCGUCCAGUCCCACGCCUGAGGUCAGCUCUCCAGCAGAAGAGGAAGCUCCUUUGCAACCUGCUCUUCCUCCUCCACUUCCUCCAACCAAACGUACCAACCUGAAGAAACCUAACUCUGAAAGAACAGGCCACGGUUUGAGAGUGAAGUUCAAUCCAUUGGCCCUUCUCCUAGAUGCUUCUUUGGAGGGAGAAUUUGAUCUUGUACAAAGAAUCAUAUAUGAGGUUGAUGAUCCCAGUAAGCCCAAUGAUGAAGGAAUUACACCUUUGCAUAAUGCAGUGUGUGCUGGUCAUCACCACAUUGUGAAGUUCCUGCUUGAUUUUGGAGUAAAUGUAAAUGCAGCAGAUAGUGAUGGGUGGACACCUUUGCAUUGUGCAGCUUCUUGCAAUAGUGUUCAUCUCUGUAAACUAUUGGUUGAAUCUGGGGCAGCUAUUUUUGCUUCAACUAUAAGUGAUAUAGAAACUGCUGCAGACAAGUGUGAAGAGAUGGAAGAAGGUUAUAUCCAGUGUUCUCAGUUCUUGUACGGAGUGCAGGAGAAGCUGGGAGUGAUGAACAAAGGAGUGGUGUAUGCACUGUGGGAUUACGAGGCCCAGAACAGCGAUGAGCUGUCCUUCCACGAGGGCGAUGCCAUUACUAUUCUGAGACGCAAGGAUGACAACGAGACGGAGUGGUGGUGGGCCCGCCUCAAUGAUAAAGAAGGCUAUGUGCCUAAAAAUCUUCUCGGGUUAUAUCCACGAAUAAAACCUAGACAGAGAACCCUUGCUUGAGUUCAGUUGUACAACAGUGCAACACCUUGCUGGUAACUGGAAACUUAAAACAUACACUGGAGCCAUUGUUUUUGAUCAUUUCACACGGAGAAAUAAAACUAUGAUACUUAGUUUUAAUGGUGCUUUCUCUUGUUAAAUGGACAGCAUCCAAAAGUUUCAAGAUCUGCAGUUUGUAAAUGAAUCCUGUUCUGUGUGACCCGCCACUGAUGAGGAGAGCUGUAUCUCCAUACCUACAGUGUUCCGCCAACUGUUGUCUACAGCGAUGUGUUGAGUUGAAGUUCGGUGUGGUAGGAGCUUUCUUGUGUUAAAUGUCCAGAGGUGCCAUUUGCGAAGUGCAGAUAAGCUGUCCAGUUUGCUCCAACCCCACAGUAACUGUCCCAUGUCAGGAUUUUGGAUGUUUUGUUCAAUACCAGUGAAUGUUGAGUUCUCUCAUUACUCAUCGACUCUUUGGGUUCUAGGACACAAGAUCUUCACCAAUUCCAUUCAUCAGUAAGUACUCACCAAAGCUUUACGAAGGCUGGGAUGAAGUGUUAACGUGCUUUUGCACUUACAUCCUAGUUCAGGCAACCCCAACGAAAGCUUUACAUAGUCUAGCAUCUAGUAUAAAUCUGCAUUUAGAAUCAAGCCAGAGAAACUAACCAAACAACAGUAUUAGUACACUUUUCAAGGCCCCUACACGAUAGUUCACUUGGUGUUAUAUUUUCUUAUUAUUCAGCCUACAGCACCAGUGUUACCUCUACUAAUGUAAAGGUUCCCCUGAUAACCACUGUUCUGGACAGAACAAUUAAUAGUGAACUUGCAGCAGCUUAAAGGAUUUGUAUGUCUGCAUGGAUGAAAGUGCAAUAGUUGAGAAAGGUAAGAGUCUGGUAAGGGUAAUACUGUGUAAUUUAAGUCUGCCCAGGUCAGUCUAAAAGAAAAAAUGAAGGACUGAAUAGAAGUAGAAAGUGAGGUGUGUAGAGAUGUUGACUUAAGGAGAAGACAGAAAUGAGGUGUUAUAAAGAAGGGUUUGAGAAAGGCAAUAGCUAAUUUGAGGACAGUUUCUGUGGUUCUUGGCAGCCUACAGCUGUUGCCAAGGCAAGUUAUGCAAUAAUCUAUUCCACUACAUUGUAGUUUCAAGCAAAAAAAAAAAAAAAGAAAAAAAGGAAAAAAAAAGCACUUCACUGGAAUUUUAAUUGUACAUGAUUUUAUAUACCAAAAGUAUAUUUUGAAUUUCCCAUUAUAAGUUAAGUUGUAGCCAUAUUUCUUGUAAUUUUCUCCCAUUAAACAGUAUGCAAUUUGAUUAAUUCCCCAUGUACAAGUUCUGUGUAUAAUUUAUAUAUCCAUCUCUGCAGUGCUGUAACUUGCUUUUACCACAGGUCAGCAUUAACUGUAUAUAUUGUGGUGAAAAGUGAAAGGGUAUUAUUGUUGAAGAAUUUGCUACAUGAAUGUCAUGAUUCAAGAGCCUCCGAUACACUAAUGCAGAGAAAAUGUACCUGUGCACAAUAAAGUACUGCUAAGGCGC
Messenger RNA from Centrocercus urophasianus (Greater sage-grouse), 5150 nucleotides. RefSeq names its product protein phosphatase 1 regulatory subunit 13B (gene PPP1R13B). Gene Ontology annotation, cellular component: nucleus. Gene Ontology annotation, biological process: negative regulation of cell cycle; regulation of apoptotic process; apoptotic process. The record is from RefSeq and is a predicted model, not a curated record. Lineage: Eukaryota; Metazoa; Chordata; Aves; Galliformes; Phasianidae. The coding region runs from base 86 to 3649 and encodes 1187 amino acids. Gene Ontology annotation, molecular function: p53 binding; transcription factor binding. The transcript is spliced from 18 exons.